This is a messenger RNA of Macrosteles quadrilineatus (aster leafhopper), 1258 nucleotides long. RefSeq lists its product as uncharacterized. Lineage: Eukaryota; Metazoa; Arthropoda; Insecta; Hemiptera; Cicadellidae. The transcript is spliced from 3 exons. Bases 128 to 1150 code for a protein of 340 amino acids. The record is from RefSeq and is a predicted model, not a curated record.
AAUCAGUCCGUAAUCAAACAAUGAUAAACAGAGCUGUGUAAAGGUUAAGGUUGCAGUCAUUGUCAAUCAACUACAGUUCUUGCUGUGAAUAUUCAUUGGGCAAAGGAAACAUUUAUUGGUCAACCAAAUGGACAAAUUUCAAGUAGAAGGCCAUCAAGAACUUUUAGAACGACUUAUCAAGCUUGAGGGAAGAUUAAAUUCCUUUGUUGAAUUCUAUGAAGAAUUAGGUGUACUCUACAGACAACGCAAACAACUGAUACAAAACUUUUUAAAAAACAUGAAAGAGGAAACACAACUCAAAACGGAAACACUUAAGAAACAAGUGACAUUUGAACAAAGUGACUUUACUGAUGAUACUUCAUCAACAGGACAACAGUUAAAGAAGACAAAAUCCAUUGCACUAAUUUACGAUCUCCUCGGUGACUUGAGCUCAUAUCACGCUGACGUAAACAAAAAAAUCAGCGAUUUACAGCUUUUAAAAAACCAAAACGAACCCGUAUCGGCAUAUUCAGAGUUGGAUACGGUUUUAUCUAGUUUGCAUGCAGAGAAAGACGAGCUAGAUAAUAAAAUAAUACAAUUUGUAAUAAAAAAUACUGUGGAAGGAAAAGAAGCUUUGUUAAAUGUUAUUUUAAACUUGGAGAAUGAGAACAAUGGGAUGAAAAAUUCCAUUUGUUUGUUAGAAAGUAGAAUUGACUAUUUGAAAAAUACCAUAACGGCAUUGAUGUUGGAAAACCACUCUUUAAAGAGGGAGGAACAAAGAUUGUCUGAGGUUAUAAGAAGAAGUAUUGUGGAAAAAACUGUUUCCUUUGUUUUGCCGAGGUCGUUGAGAAUAAGCCGUUUGUCAGAGUUAGACGAGACCCCAGAAGUUGUGGAAGUGUCUAGUUUGACCUUGGAGCAAGAAGACGUUCUAUCCAUUCAGAGAUCUACUGAUUCUUUCAACCUUGACGCAGCGAUUGCAUCUUGGCCGACAGAUGAGGCUUCUUUGCAGAAACAUGUUAAUCGGCUCGCAACAGAACUCGAAGUGUUGGAAGUUAACCACAUGAAGCUCAACUUACUGAAGCGUUACGUUCAGAGACAUGGGUCUAAGUAUAUAAACAGGAACACACUCAUCGAUCCUACCAAAGGCAUGUCUCUGUGGCAUAAUAAGUGAUUUGGACCUGAUUAAUGUAUGUUUAGUAAAAGAUUCAUUCAUUAUUUUCUUUCCAUACCGGCAAAGCUUUUUUAAACCAAUAAAUUAAUAUAUAGGUAGUUAAUCAAA